Molecule: messenger RNA, 7694 nt
Organism: Mercenaria mercenaria
Lineage: Eukaryota; Metazoa; Mollusca; Bivalvia; Venerida; Veneridae
Product: ubiquitin carboxyl-terminal hydrolase CYLD-like
Exons: 13
Coding region: 265-3075 (936 amino acids)
Biological process (GO): protein K63-linked deubiquitination
Cellular component (GO): cytosol
Molecular function (GO): cysteine-type deubiquitinase activity; K63-linked deubiquitinase activity
Source: RefSeq, a predicted model, not a curated record
CACGUACUGCGAAAUAGUACCGCACUCCAUCUAAAUGGAAAGAAAUGUCAGGUCAUCACAUUUUAUUUAGUAGCAGGGCCUUCUAGCAGUGUGAAUUGCUGUGACAUGGUCAUAUUUCGUUCUUGAAGAAAAUUUCAUCUUUCGAUCUUACUGAAGCUAUUUUUAGUUUUGGGAAUUUCCUUUUUGGAAUUCCUUAAUUACUUUUAGGGAAUGUUGUGUGUAAUCAAAGGUUGAAUAUCAUGACACCAAGGUACUGAUUUUACAAUGUCUAGUGAAAGAUUCUGUAUACUGUUAACAAAAUGCCUGGGUAAGAAGAAAGAGAAGAAGUUCAUGAAAUCAUCCACUUCAAAAGUAGAAAUACUACCAGGAACAUUGUUACUACUUUUGGAUGUUAUCAAAAACUCUGCUCCACCAAAUCAAUUACAGUUUGUUUUAGAAACUCUUGACCAGGAAGAUGUGGAGGUGACGUGUUCCCGUGAUGAUUUCAAUGAUAUUAGCAGAGAUGAAUAUGAACUUUUAAUAAAUGUGCCAACUUGUGCAGACAGGUAUCAAAUAUUUAUGAAUAAAGAAUGGAUGCAGGAAGGUCAGAAAAUGAAAGUUGGAGAUUAUGUUGAAGUUUAUGAUAAAGCCUCCGCAAAAGAUUUGAUAGGAAUACUGCGAUUCAGAGGUCAUGUGCAUGGUCUUAAUGGAAUCCACUUCGGUGUUGAGCUUGUGUACAACAAAGGUCAAGGUCACAGUGACGGAAUGUUCAGGAAUCAGCGUUACUUUCAAUGUGCUCCAGAGUCAGCAUUAUUUGUGGGUCUUCACAGAAUUCGGCAACAUAAAGGGCCACCUCCACAGCGUCAGUCAGACAUAGCCGGAGCCAGCGCUGCAAAUGUGUACAGUCAGUACGGGAAAGAAAAUGCUUAUGGAUUAAAGAUGGGUGAUAGAAUUGUGUGGAUAAGUGAUGAAGGACCAGAAGCAGGAGUUGUCAAGUGGAUUGGGCUACUUCCAGAUUGCAGAGCAGAUGACGACAUCACUGUUGGAGUUGAAUUUGAUCAUCCGGUGGGUUCAGGUACAGGAAAAUACCGAGAUCAGCGACUGUUCACAGCCAAACAGAACCAUGCUUCUCUUGUACCUAUACUAGGACUUAUGAAAGAAGAAGAGUAUCGAAAUGAAUCUAGGCCAGUUGACAGUGAGAAUGCAUUGGCUGCUUUCACUGAAGCGGGUUGUAUUGGGAAAACCCAAGAGGAGGUUAUUGAGGAACAGAGACGCAUCAUGGAGGAAGCUCGCUUACAGAAGUUCUCUCCAAGGCUACCAGCAGACGGAACACAACAACCAGACAUCAAACAUGAGAAGAAAAACAGUUUUGAAGUUGUAGAGCAUGCCAUGGUUCAUGCUGCUCCAUCCUCAAAUGUACAAACUCCACCAGCUGCUUGCAAAGGCUUCCCUGACACUAAAGGCAUAAAUCCUUUAUAUGAAUAUUCAAGGUCGAAACAUGAUUAUUUGACAGAGGGACUUGGUGAAGUUUUGAUUCCCCAUGGAUCUCAAGGUGUUAAUUCACGUCAUAAACCUUUACCUGAACCAGAUCCAGAACUUGGAAUAGGUUCUCUGGUUGAAGUCAUGUCAACCAAGCCUCUGUAUGGUCUCAUCAAAUGGAUUGGGAACCUCCCUGACCAGAAAGAGCCAAAAAAGUUGAUUGCAGGACUUGAAAUGGAGGAAGAGACAACAGCAGGCACAGAUGGAACUUUUGGAAGUCAUCGAUUAUUUAACUGUCCAGCUCGUAAAGGACUCUUUGUACCAUUAUAUAAAUGUCGCAAGGACAAACGUUUCAUCGACGACCGUCAACUGCGUAUUCAGACAUCAGACAGGAGCAUAAACUUCGGCAGUACGGAAACACCAGAUCUACCUGGAACUGUUUCACCACCUACUUCUCUUGAAAAUAUUAGUCUUAUUUGUGGAAAAGGUCGUGGAAUUCAAGGCCAUCAUAAUUCUUGUUACAUGGAUGCUACACUAUUAGCUAUGUUUUAUUUUACAACUGUGUUUGAUUCAAUAUUACACCGUCCAAAAAUUCUGUCAGAUAUACAAGAAUACCAGGAAGUUCAACAAGUUUUAAAGGAAGGGAUUGUAAAUCCAUUAAGAAGGCAUCACUAUGUGAGAGCUGAUAAAAUGAUGAAAUUGAGAAAGUUGUUAGACAAAGUUGGCAAAAUACCAGGCAUGAUGAGUGAAGAAAAGGAUCCUGAAGAAUUCUUGAAUUUGCUUCUAAAUGAAAUAACUAAAGCAGACCCUUUCCUCAAAAUUUGUGCUGAAGACAAUCAGGAAACACAACAUACAUAUUUCUACCAGUUAAUAAUGGAGAAAGAUGAAAGACUAGUUCUACCAACAACACAACAAUUAUUUGAACUAUCAUUUCUACAGAUUGGUAUCAAGCUUAAAGAGGUGCCAUCUUGUUUGAUCAUUCAGAUGCCAAGAUUUGGAAAAGAUUAUAAGAUGUACAAACGCAUACUGCCUAGUCUAGAGCUUGAUAUUACAGACGUUUUAGAAAAUGCACCCCGAGAAUGUAUUAUAUGUGGAGAUCUGGCAGCAUUUGAAUGUAAAGAGUGCUACCAGGUACAUGGGGCAGGUCUAAACACUAUUGCUUUUUGUGAUGGAUGUAAAAAAACAAGUCAUCAGCAUAAACAACGUGUGAAUCACAGAUGUAGAAAAAUAAGUGUACCACCAGCUUACCGGGACUUGUACUUGAGUCGUAAAGUUAGUGAGGGAAGGCCUAUUCCCAUACCUCGAGAAAAGAUGGAACUGUUUGCUGUCAUCUGUAUACAGACAAGCCAUUAUGUAUCAUUUGUGAAAACUGGCAAGGGUAGAGAUGCUAAGUGGAUCUUCUUUGAUUCAAUGGCAGACAGAAUGGGUGAACAAAGUGGAUACAAUAUUCCUGAGGUAUGUGAAUGCAGUGAAAUCCCACGUUGGUUGUCAGAUGAAUGUUACAAUGACAUUAUGAAGUAUCCAGAAGAUAAAACUCUUCCAGAACAUAUGAGACGUCUUAUUUGUGAUGCCUAUAUUUGCAUGUACCAAAGUCCUCAAGUUAUGAUGUUUAAAUAAGGAAAUUCUUAAAUGUUAGUUGUGAUGCUGUGGAAGUACAGGAUAAAAUUAUUGUAGCAAUAUCAUAAACUUUGCAGAAGUUAUCUACAAAUUAUAGUAUAAACAGUGUUCAGUGCUGGUUACAAGGCCCUCUUGAUUUCAGAACAUAUUAACUAUUAUGAAAGAUGUGUACUCAUAUUGACCUUCAAAUAGAUAUUAAGUCAUGUCAUUCUAAUUUAUACUAAAUCACUUUAGAUCAGUUGUUAAGAAAGCUGGAAGCAGGUUUAAAUCACUGUUUAGUCUCCUUCCAGGAAAAGCCAGUACUCAUGUCAUGCAAGGAGUUAAUGAUCAUGAUACCAGUUUGGCUUGAACCAGGUAAAGCUGCACAUACCUUAACCAGAAGUCUGCUUGCCCAGAUAUCUGCAAUGUCAGUACCAGAAGUCUGCUUGGCCAGAUAUCUGCAAUGUCAGUACCAGAAGUCUGUUAGGCCAGAUAUCUGCAAUGUCAGUACCAGAAGUCUGCUUGCCCAGAUAUCUGCAAUGUCAGUACCAGAAGUCUGCUAGGCCAGAUAUCUGCAAUGUCAGUACCAGAAGUCUGUUAGGCCAGAUAUCUGCAAUGUCAGUACCAGAAGUCUGCUUGCCCAGAUAUCUGCAAUGUCAGUACCAGAAGUCUGUUAGGCCAGAUAUCUGCAAUGCCAGUACCAGAAGUCUGUUUGCCCAGAUAUCUGCAAUGUCAGUACCAGAAGUCUGCUUGCCCAGAUAUCUGCAAUGUCUGUACCAGAAGUCUGUUAGGCCAGAUAUCUGCAAUGCCAGUACCAGAAGUCUGUUAGGCCAGAUAUCUGCAAUGUCAGUACAACUGUUUAUUGAAAAAUCCUUCAAAUAAAAACCUCCUAAAAGUUAUGUUGCAAAAACUAGUGUAGAGUUGUAUAUGUUACAGCUAGUCCAACUACAAGUUCAGAGAACCUUAUCAUUUUGAAGGGUUUACUUUACACCUUCAAAGUCAUUCUUCUAUCUCUUUUUAAGUUAAGAAAUAUGUCUCUAUUAUGAGGGACAACUCCAUCUUGGUCAGAAAUACCAAUUACCCAUUCUUGCAUAAAAACUACUGUUUUCACAGAAUCGGGGCAUGUAUUAACUGGAGAAAAAACAUAUAAGCAAGGCAGUGCUGUUAAUGCAUGUUAUUGUGCCCCCUUUCGAAGGAGGGGUAUAUUGUUUUGCAGAUGUCGGUUGGUCAGUAUGUAGACCAAUCCGUUUCCGGAUGAUAAAUGAAGAACGCUUGGGUCUAGGAUCAUGAAAGUUGAUAGGGAGGUUGGUCAUCACCAGUAGAUGACCCCUAUUGAUUUUGAGAUCAGUAUGACAAAGGUCAAGCUCACAGAACAGUAAAACGGUUUCCAGAUGAUGACUCAAGAAGGCUUGGGCCUAGGAUCAUGAAAGUUGAUAGGGGGGCUGGUCAUGACCGGCAAAUGACCCCUAUAGAUUUUGAGGUCAGUAGGUAAAAGGUCAAGGUCACAGUGACCCGGAACAGUUUAACGGUUUCCAGAUGAUAACUCAAGAAUGCUUUGGCAUAGGAUCAUGAAAGUUGAUAGGGAGGUUGGUCAUCACCAGCAGAUGACCCCUAUUGAUUUUGGGAUCAGUAAGUCAAAGAUCAAUGUCACAAUGACCUGGAACAGUAAAACGGUUUCUGGACGAUAACUCAAGAACGCUUGGGCCCAGGAUCAAAAAACUUAAUAGGGAGGUUGAUCAUGACCAGCAGAUGGCCCCUGUUGAUUUUGAGGUCAGUAGGCCAAAGGUCAAGGUCACAUUGACCCAGAACAGUUAAACCCUUUCCGGACGAUAACUUGAGAACGCUCCAGCCUAGGAUCAAAAACUUAAUAGGGAGGUUGAUCGUGACCUGCAGAUGACUCCUGUUGAUUUUGAGGUCAGUAGGUCAAAGGUCAAGGUCACAUUGAACCAGAACAGUAGAAUCUUUGUUUACAGUGAGCAAGUAAUUUCUGUUCCUUGUGCAAUUACUGAAUGCAUCAAGGGGCGGCAUUUCGUGUUCUACGAGCUCUUGUUUAUUCUUUAAAUGCUGUGCUGUGGCUAAAUUUUUUUGUUGCAUAAAAGAACUUUUAUGCAUCUUUGUUAGCUCACCUGUCACAUAGUGACAAGGUGAGCUUUUGUGAUCGCCUGUCGUCCGUCCGUCUGGCCACAAUUUCUUGUGAACAUGAUAGAGACCACAUUUUGCAAUCAGUUUUAAUCAAGCUUGCAAGCAACUUGCAUUGGCAUAAUAUCUUGAUUCCUUUCGAAAACUGGACUUCAUUUAUGAUUUGAUUUGAUACAAACCUGCAAAAUAUCUUUAACAACAAUAGAUCUUGGAUGCCAUUAUGAAUCCGUCAAACCAAUCAUAAGUUCAGGUGUUACGGCCCCUGAUUGACCCCUGAAAGAAUCAAAAUUUGUUAAUUUUAACAUGUGAACAUGGUAGAUGUGACAUGUUACAUUCAAUUUUAACUACACUUACACACAACUUAAGUCAUGAUAAGAUCUUGGUUCCUUUCCAAAACCAGCUAGAUUCCAUUAAGGGUUCUAGAGUUACUGCCCCUGAAAGGGGCAAGAUUUUCUAUAUGGCCCAAUCAGCCAUAUAGAGGUUUCAUUAAUGCUUUGAUUUGAUACAAACUUGCACAGAAUGUUUAUCUUGAUUAUCUCUAGGCCAAGUGAGAAACUGGGUCAUGUGGCAUCAAAAACUAGGUCACCAGGUGAAAUCAAAGGAAAAACUUGUAAACACCCUAGAGGCCACAUUUAUGACCCUAUCUACAUGAAACUUGGUCAGAAUGUUUAUCUUGAUGAUUCCUUUGCCACUUUCAAAACUGGGUCAUGUGGGGUCAAAAACUAGGUCAUCCAGUCAAAUCAAAGGUAAAGCUUAUAAACACUAUUGAGGCCACAUUACGACCCUAUCUUCAUGAAACUUGGGAAGAAUGUUUAUUGAUGAUUCCUAGGCCAAGUUUGAAACUGGGUCAUGUGGGGUCAAAAACUAGGUCACCAGCUCAAAUCAAAGGAAAAGCUUGUUAACACUUAAGAAGCCAUAUGUCUGACCCUAUCUUCAUGAUUAUCUUGAUUAUCUUGAUGAUUCCUAGGCGCUGUCUCCUGUGACACUCUUGUUGCACGUACUUAUUCCAUGAAUUUUCAAUUUGAUUUCCUUGACUGGACUGCCAAAAUUUAAAAUACAACAGCAUUGAUUUGGUAAAGAGACAUUCUUGUAUGAACAUAAAUCUGUCCAAAUAGACCUCAAGAAAAACAUAAAGUCUUAAAAUAAUAAGUUUCUUAUAUACUCAACAACUUUUCAAAUUCCACACCUGGUUUUUAGCUCACCUGAAAACAAAGUGAGCUAUGGUGGGCUAUUGUGAUUUCUCACCGUCCGGGGUCUGGCGUCCGUCCGUCCACACUUUUCUUCAGACAACAUCUCCUCUGAAACCAUUGGGUGGAAGUUGAUGAAACUUGGCCUGGAAGUUUCUUGGGUGGUCCUCUUUCAAAGUUGGUUCAGCUUGGUUGCACAUAGGGGCGGCCAGAGCUAAAAGUAGAAAAAUCUAACAACAUCUCUUAAACCGCUGGUCUAAUUUCAAAAUUAUUUAAUACAAGUGGUCCUUAUUUAACCGUCUGUCAAAAUUGUUCAAAUUAUUACGAUUUAUGAUUCGUCAAAUAACAUGACCGGCAGGAGGCAUGAUUCCUUUUCCCUAUAUGUAUAUAGUGGAAACUUUAAAAAUCUUGUAUGAAACUGCUGUCCCAGUUUUAAAAUAAUUUCACACAAAUGGUCCUGGUACAGUGACAUUCUAAUUAUCAAAUUAUUUUGAUUUGUCAAAAAACUUGGUUGUCAGAGGGCACGGUCACUUUUCCCGUUCUGUAUAUAGUAGAAAAUUAAAAAAUCUUAAUGUAGGAAACUGCUGGCAGGAUUUUAAAAUACAUGUAAUUUCACACAAGUUAUCCUUUAACAGCAGGCUUAAUUUUAAAACAAUUUUACACAAAACGUUUCUUGGAUAUUUGGUUCGACUGUCUACCAUAAUUGAUCAAAUUAUUGCCCUAGGUUCAAAAAUGGCCAUGCCCAUGUGUGUGACAUGUAUAUGAUAUAAGCUAAUGUAAAAGAAACUUUGAAUAUCUUUUUCUCUGAAUCCAUAAUAGCUAGAGCCUUGAUAUUUAUAUAUACCUAACUCUUUACUUGUAUCAUUAUGUUAUACAAACACACUUGAAGCCUUUUACACAGGUGAGCGCUUUAGGGUCAAUUGCCCUCUUGUUUUUCAUACUUGUAGAUAACUACAUAGGUGAGUGCAUUAGGGACAGUGACUGUCUUGUUUGUGUAAUUAUGUCUAGAGAAGUCUUUGGGAUGUGUUUGUGUAAUGUUUCACAAACAAUCCCUCCAGCAUCUGCAGACAUUAAUUCUUUAAAAAAAAUUUAUUAUCCCUAUAUUGUUGCCAGUCAAUGUUACAAGAUAGUGAUGAUAACGAAAUGACAUUGAACUCAUUCAGAACUAACAUAUGUACUUAUAUGCAAACAGUUUUUUAAGCUAAUUUAGAAAAUUUACCAGUAAUCUAAUUGCUUUUAAAACUUUGAAAGGCACUGGUAUUUAUUUGUAAAUGCAUGACAUAUUUGUAUUGUUUAAUAAAAUUUGGAAAAGUG